Menidia menidia (Atlantic silverside) is the source of this 1383-nucleotide messenger RNA. NCBI's taxonomy places the organism in Eukaryota, Metazoa, Chordata, Actinopteri, Atheriniformes, Atherinopsidae. The record is from the annotation of a GenBank genome assembly.
UGCGACUGGCCUGCAGACUUCUCCAACCCUGUGCUCCUUUUUAAAAAAAUUCCUCUCCGCGUUGCGAUGCGCAAAACCCGGGAUCUGCCCGGGUCUCUCCAACGUUGGACGCCGCUUCUCCUGCUUCUCAUCCCGGCACCAUCAGCUCCGGACAGCAGUAGAGGCUCCGGGACGCGUCUGGACUGCAGCACCGGCUGUGAGAGCAUGUCCUGCCGCUUCCAGCCGCAGGAGCAGGACUGCAGCGGCUACAACCUGACGGUGACUGACCACCAGGCACAGCACGGGGACAAGGUGCUGGAUUGCCCCUUUGUGAGUCCGUGUGAGUCCGGAUGGUGCUGCUGCUCGGUUCCGAUCCAGUUCGUCAUGGAGGAGACGUACAGCGCGACCGUCUGGAAACAAGACCAACCUGUGGAGUCCAGAGAGAUCAGUUCCUCCAGCAGCCGUGCGCAGACUUCUGUCGAAGUGAAGCCCCAAACUCCAACGGAUCUGUCGGUGAGGGAAUCCAACGGGAACGUCGAGGUCCAAUGGAGCCAAGAGGAGAGCUGCCACAGUGCCGGGCUAAAGGCCGAGGUGGCCUACCGCAAAAAGGAGGGCGGGCAGGGUCCAACCGUCCAGCGGGUCAGACCGGCGGAGGCGGGCGGCCGGUUUGUGUACGAAAUAUCGGGUCAGGACCUGGAGGCCGGGGCCACCUACGCGGUCAGCGUGAGGACGGGGUCGGAGCUGAGCGAGCGGCUGAGCGACAGCAGCCCGGAGCUGGAGUUCACGGCCCCCCAGGCUGUCGGCGGUCACUCUGCUCCAGUUGCUGCUGCGGUCAGCUUCAGCAUGGCCGCCGUCCUGCUGCCCGCUGCCGCCUUCUUCUGCUACAAGAAGCUGAAAUCCGGGUGGUGCGACCGAUUGGCCAAAUGUCCAGUUCCAGAGCUUCUGGAUUGGGGUCCAGUUGGGCAGGAGCUGCUGCCUCCGUCAGAAGCCGCCGUCUGGCCCGUCACCUUAGUCCCGGCGGUCCCCGGGCAUCCCGAUUACCACCCACCGGGCUCGGAGACCCCCCCGGCCACGGACGAAAUCCGGACCACUCCCGAAUGGCUCCGCUUCGAGAACAUGACCUACUGCGCUCCCCUUCUCCCCGGGGAGAUGUUCUCCUCCUGGGCGGGGGGGGCCGAGGGGGACCAGCAGGUCCCGGCUGGUCUGGUUUCCACGGGGCCAGAAGGCCCGGCCUAUGUGACGGUGGACGUACGGUACCAGGCCUCUGACCCAGAGACCGGGAGGCUUUCUCAAUCAGAGGAUUCCGCUUUGUGUCCAGACCCGUGUGGGACCGGGACCACGCCGGCUCCUAGCUUUACCUCCGGUGGGCGGGGGGGCAGCGAGGGCUCUGGCGCGGAGUCGUGA